This is a messenger RNA of Exophiala viscosa, 3179 nucleotides long. Its product is annotated as E3 ubiquitin-protein ligase hula. The transcript has 9 exons. The coding region runs from base 468 to 2888 and encodes 806 amino acids. NCBI's taxonomy places the organism in Eukaryota, Fungi, Ascomycota, Eurotiomycetes, Chaetothyriales, Herpotrichiellaceae. The record is from RefSeq and is a predicted model, not a curated record. Gene Ontology annotation, biological process: protein polyubiquitination; ubiquitin-dependent protein catabolic process. Gene Ontology annotation, cellular component: cytoplasm. Gene Ontology annotation, molecular function: ubiquitin protein ligase activity; protein binding.
CUCGGUCUGAUCUUAUUCAACUAGUGUCUGAUUCCAACCUCCACCACCGUCUACAAUCGAUUGUAGUCGAGUCUUUCAAAUCCUACACGAAAGCGGCGGCACUGUCAUUAUUUAUCGUUAUUACGCGAUCAUGACAUGAGCCUGUCCCUCACGGCAGAAAACAGAAAACCUGGACUCCGUACUGCCGUCGUAACCUUCCCGCAAACUCCUUAGCGCCUCAAAGUUGUCAAGCUGCGCCUCUUCGAGCGGGACCUCCGUCACUGACUGGCUCCUUGCGAAUACGACGCCGCGUUUGUUUAAAAACACUCAGUGAUAAGGUCGACGAGUACAUACCCACCGGCGUCCCUCAUCGCCAGAGAAGAGAACGUUUCCUCGCAUCAUCAGCACCGACGCAGUAUCUGUACCCCGCCGCAAGAGGUGCCGCAGGCUGCAUCUUCGAGCCGCCUUCGGGUGGUCAACAACCCAGGAUGCCUGAAGCGAACAUGCCUGCAGAGCCCAAUCUGCGAGUUACGAUCAUCGCUGCUGACGGCUUAUACAAAAGAGAUGUCUUCAGAUUUCCUGACCCGUUCGCUGUUGCGACAAUCUCGGGCGAACAGACGAAGACUACGUCAGUCAUCAGAAAAACACUUAAUCCAUACUGGAAUGAGUCCUUUGACAUGCGAGUCACUGAGGACAGUAUUUUAGCCAUUCAGAUCUUCGACCAAAAGAAGUUUAAGAAGAAGGAUCAAGGAUUCCUCGGUGUCAUCAACAUUCGCCUUGGCGAUGUCAUGGACCUGGACAUGGGCGGAGAUGAGAUGCUGACCCGCGACCUUAAGAAGUCCACCGAUAAUCUCGUCGUUCACGGGAAGCUGAUCGUCAAUCUAUCCACUAAUCUCAGUGCUCCGCCACCCAAUCCUCAAAAUCGACCUCCUCCAAGUACCGCAACCAGCACCAACGGCCCCCCAAAUCCUUUUUCGAGCUCGACGAAUGUCAAUCAGACCCUUCCUGUCCGGAAUAGAAGCCCGGCUCCGUCACGGACUGCCACCACCGGAUCAGGUGAGGCAAGGGCCUCCACGACUGCCCUGAAUGGCGCAGGUCUUCAACCGCCGCCAGCUGGGCCCUCAAGGCCAGGCGGCUUCAGCUCAUUUGAGGACAGUCAAGGACGUCUUCCCGCAGGAUGGGAACGCAGGGAGGACAAUCUAGGCAGAACAUACUACGUUGACCACAAUACCAGAACUACUACCUGGACCAGGCCAUCCAAUCACUUGAGCGAAAGCGAAGCACGCACACGCGUGGAAGCAAACAUGCAGAUUGAGCGACAACGCCACCAAAAUCGUAUGCUGCCGGAAGACCGUACUGGGGCCAACUCUCCAAGUCUUCAGGAGUCCCGUCAAGGCUCCCCUCAGCAAGGAAAUGCGGUAGCGAUGAUGGCCACUGGUGCGACCACCGCAGGAACCGGUGAACUUCCUGCUGGUUGGGAAAUGAGACAUACUCCGGAAGGUAGAGCUUACUUCGUCGACCACAAUACCAGAACCACGACUUGGGUCGAUCCAAGAAGACAGCAGUACAUCCGCAUGUAUGGCAACAACCCGACUGGAAACAAUACCACUAUCCAACAGCAGCCGGUCUCACAACUCGGCCCGCUACCUAGUGGCUGGGAAAUGCGAUUGACCAAUACGGCUCGUGUUUACUUCGUUGAUCACAAUACAAAGACCACGACCUGGGACGAUCCGAGACUGCCAUCUUCCCUCGACCAAGGUGUACCACAGUACAAGCGCGAUUUCCGUCGAAAACUGAUCUACUUCCGCUCACAACCUGCUUUGCGUAUCCUAUCGGGCCAGUGUCACAUCAAAGUCCGACGUGGUGCCAUCUUCGAAGAUUCGUAUGCUGAGAUUAUGAGACAAAGCGCUACGGAUCUCAAGAAGCGGUUAAUGAUCAAGUUUGAUGGCGAAGACGGUCUUGACUAUGGGGGGCUUUCUCGUGAAUUUUUCUUCUUGCUCUCGCACGAAAUGUUCAACCCCUUCUAUUGCUUGUUCGAAUACUCAGCUCACGACAACUACACCCUGCAAAUCAACCCUCACUCUGGUAUCAACCCAGAACAUCUCAACUACUUCAAAUUUAUUGGCCGUGUGGUCGGACUCGCCAUUUUCCACCGCCGUUUCUUGGAUUCGUUCUUUAUUGGAGCGUUUUACAAGAUGAUGUUGCGGAAGAAAGUCAACAUCGCCGACAUGGAGGGUGUCGACGAAGAGUAUCACAAGAAUUUGACGUGGACUUUGGAGAACGACAUCACUGACAUCCUUGACCAAACUUUCUCUCUUGAAGACGAACAGUUUGGCGAGACCAAAACGAUUGAUUUGAAACCCGGUGGACGCGAUAUUCCGGUUACAAACGAAAACAAGAGAGAAUACGUUGAGCUUGUCACCGAGUGGAAGAUUGUCAAACGAGUCGAAGAACAGUUCAAUGCUUUCAUAACAGGUUUCAACGAGCUGAUUCCAGCCGAUCUCGUAAAUGUGUUUGACGAACGCGAGCUCGAGCUGCUUAUCGGGGGUAUCGCUGAUAUUGACGUUGAAGACUGGAAAAAACACACCGAUUACCGUGGUUACCAAGAGCAAGACGAAGUUAUCCAAAACUUCUGGAAGGUCGUCCGGACGUGGGAUGCGGAGCAGAAGAGUCGUCUGUUGCAAUUCGCAACCGGUACGAGCAGAAUUCCGGUCAACGGCUUCAAGGAUCUGCAGGGUAGUGAUGGGCCGAGAAGAUUCACUAUCGAAAAGGCCGGCGAGAUCAACGCUCUUCCCAAGAGUCAUACCUGCUUCAAUCGCCUUGAUCUUCCUCCAUAUAAGACGUACGAGGCUCUUAACUCGAAGAUGUCGACGGCUGUCGAGGAGACGCUGGGUUUCGGCCAAGAAUAGAUGGGUCAGGAUAGUAUUGUCCAGCCCAUUUGUGCUGGUCUUGGUGCAAUCGGCAUACGAUGGUGGCUGUGUUGUGCAAAGAAUCGCCGAAAUCGCGAUGCGUCUCGUGUCGCUACGACAGUUCAGGACUGCGGGAGAGGCGGGUGGUUGAUCACAGACACUAGCAUCUUGGACGAGCAGAGUCAAUAGUCCUGCAGCUCGCGACUGGUGAGGUGAAAGUUUGAGAAGGACAGGGAGCCCUGUCGAGAUGGUAAAGGCACAGGUGAAACAAGGUAGUACAUUGGAGAGCGU